Fomitopsis serialis is the source of this 2229-nucleotide messenger RNA. RefSeq lists its product as uncharacterized. The transcript has 12 exons. Gene Ontology annotation, molecular function: zinc ion binding; DNA binding. The coding region runs from base 1 to 2229 and encodes 742 amino acids. Gene Ontology annotation, biological process: DNA-templated transcription. The record is from RefSeq and is a predicted model, not a curated record. Lineage: Eukaryota; Fungi; Basidiomycota; Agaricomycetes; Polyporales; Fomitopsidaceae. Gene Ontology annotation, cellular component: nucleus.
AUGCCCAAGGCGAGCUCCUCCUCGGCCCGACCGUCUCUGCGCAGGAACCAGGCGAGUUUGCCUUUCCUCGAUCGCCGAGCUCGCCCUCAUCUCCGUCCCCCUAAAUGUGAUGCCGCUCGUCCGCAUUGUGGGACGUGUGUCAAGCAAUGGCAAGCCCUCAUAAGCGUCCCCCACCACCAUCCUACAGAACCAACAUGCUCAUACGACCCCAUUGAUGGCCUCACCGUCGCACCGGAGGUCGACUCUGCGGAGCGGAUCCGUCAGCUGGAAGACCAUAUCCUGAAGAGCCAAUUGCAACAUCAGCAACGCACGCUCGCCUCAGGCUCUGUCUCACCUCCAGCCAUCGCGCACUAUACCCACCCCAACGCGGCGUCCGGCUCUCUGUCUACUUCUAGCGGUCGCUCCUCGGCGGGAAGCCCGAACGUAUCGGGCAUGGCCGUAGCGCACCCGUCCUUGGACUAUGGCAACGGUCUGUCGACGAACAGCCCCGACUCCCAAGGCAGGAGCUCUGCAAGCAGCCCGGAGAUGACCAGGCCUGGCAGUGGGCCGGACCCGCUGAUGGAUGUGCUCUGUGCUGGAUGGGAUCCCCAUCUGCCUGAACCCCCUGUCCUCAACCACUACGUGGAAGUGUUCUUCCGAUGCGAUCCGUGUAGUACGCGGAUGUUCGAUCGACCGACGUUCCUUGCAUCCCUACAUCUCAACCCACGAGACCCAAAAUUUCCACAUUCCGCAGUUCUACACGCAAUAUGCGCUUCCGCAUCAAGAUAUGCCUCUAGCGACAGCAUGAUCCUCUCAGACGGCACACGGCGCGAUCGGUUCGCUGAACUGCACGUCUCGAAAACGCGCGAGUACAUCGACAGUACGAUGGCGACGGGGCAGGACAUCUUCCCCGUCAUGCAGGCCUGCAGCAUCCUCUCGUGGUACUUCUACCAGGAGGGUCGCUGGGUCGAGGUCUGGAUCUUUGCCGGCUUCCAGACGCGUGUCGCCGUCCCGCUCGGGCUGAACUACCCUGGGACGUUCAGCCAUCAGACGAGCAACGCCCCUGGAGCGUAUCUGCCUCCGCCGUCCGACUUCAAGGAGCUUGAACUCAGGAGACGGACGUGGUGGAUGACGAUCAUGUUUGACAGGAUCGUGAGCGUUGGCGGGUGGCUGCACGCGAUCGACGAGAACGAUAUCGGGACGGAGUUUCCCGUACGCGCAGAAGACUUUGAGUCCGCCACCGACAUGCCAGACAACCCGCAGAACCUUGCGAGCCGCGACCUGUACACCCGGCACCCGCCGCAGUACACGGACUCGUCAUCCUUUUCUGAAGGCGAUCAUGCUCUUCGGGCGCGUGACAGACUUCAACACGCGAAUCGCCUGCGCGACGGCUCCCGAGCAAGAACCAGAACCCGUUCACCUACCGGGCUUCCAGGAGCUCGACCGGCUCGUGUGCAUCGACUUCCUGGAGAGCUUCCCGCAGCAGUACAAGCACCUGGUUUUGGCUCGGACGUGGCGAGUUUUGAUAGCGAUCUGUAUAUGGCGAGGAUCGUGCCGUAUGCGGCGAUGAUCACGCUGCACAAUAACUUCAUUGACUUCGCCAACGAUCAGAGCACAUCGACGAUGCGCUGCAUAACGGCCACCCGCGUCAUCCUCAACGCGCUGCACAAGCUCUCCGAGACUUCACUGACACGACGCAUCUGUUGGUACCUCGCCGCGGUGGUCCAGGUACAGCUCUGCAAGUACUUCAUCGAGAUCGGGGACAGCUCGCGGGAGAGCACCGUCUGGGGCGAGAUCAACGCCCUGCGCUUCGCCAUGAUGGCGUACGGCAACCGGUCGCCGAUCGGGACGCGGCAGGAGAAGCUCCUGCAGGGCGUCAUGCAGGAGAUCAUCCGGAUGACGAACCAGCCAGAGCCGCUGUCGAGCGGCGUGCCGCUCUACCCCUUCUCGCACGCGACGCUCUUCUCGAAGGAGGCCACCUCGCAGAACGAGGUCACCGCGCCCAUCCCCGGCAUACGCUCCUUCGAGCUCGACUCCCACGCGCACACGCACGGAGAGGGGCCGAUGGGCGUUGGCGCCGCGGCGGCGGUCGCGGCGCACAUGCGCGAGCUGCUGCCUACGCCGGGCGGCGGCGGGGGUUUGUCUGGGGUCAGCAUGAACGGUGGUGGGCAGCACAUGCAGCAUGCGAUGUCGGGCAUGCACGCGCGCCCCGCCAUCCUGUCAGGGACCUCCUACGGGGGAGGGUUCUGA